This is a messenger RNA of Suncus etruscus (white-toothed pygmy shrew), 924 nucleotides long. RefSeq names its product olfactory receptor 4A15-like. Gene Ontology annotation, cellular component: membrane. Gene Ontology annotation, biological process: G protein-coupled receptor signaling pathway. The record is from RefSeq and is a predicted model, not a curated record. Gene Ontology annotation, molecular function: olfactory receptor activity; G protein-coupled receptor activity. The transcript has a single exon. The coding region runs from base 7 to 924 and encodes 305 amino acids. NCBI's taxonomy places the organism in Eukaryota, Metazoa, Chordata, Mammalia, Eulipotyphla, Soricidae.
GACCGAAUGGAUCAAAGGAACAAUGUGACUGAAUUUAUCCUCUUGGGGCUCACUCAGAGCAUCCAAGGUCAGAAGAUACUAUUUGUUGUCUUCUUGCUGUGCUACAUAGUGACAAUGUCAGGAAAUUUGCUCAUUGUUGUGACUGUGAUGAUCAGUCCAACCCUGGAUGCCCCUAUGUACUUCUUUCUUGGCAACUUAUCAUUUAUGGAUGCAAUUUAUGCGACGACAGUCACUCCAAAUAUGAUCAUAGACUUACUCUAUGUGAAAAAAACCAUUUCCUUCCAUGCCUGCAUGAGUCAGCUUUUUAUAGGGCACCUCUCUGGUGGUGCUGAGAUUUUACUCUUGGUGGCCAUGGCCUAUGACCGCUAUGUAGCCAUCUGUAAGCCCUUACAUUAUUCAACAAUUAUGAAUAAACGGGUAUGUGUUCUGUUGUUAAUGUUGGCCUGGGUUGGAGGAUUUUUGCAUGCUGUAGUUAAACUCUUUUCUGUUUAUAAACUUCCUUUCUGUGGCCCCAAUGUCAUUGACCAUUUUAUCUGUGACAUGUACCCCUUAUUAGAACUUGCCUGCACUAAUACCUACAUUAUUGGCCUCAGUGUGAUUGCCAAUGAUGGGACCAUUUGUGUGGGCAUCUUUGUGCUCUUACUCAUUUCCUAUGCGGUCAUUCUGCGCUCCCUGAAGAAUGUUAGUCAGGAAGGGAAACGUAAAGCCUUGUCUACUUGUGGCUCCCACAUUACUGUGGUGGUCCUCUUCUUUGUCCCCUGCAUUUUUAUGUAUGUGAGACCUCCUUCUACCUUACCUAUUGAUAAAUCCUUGACUGUGUUUUACACUGUUGUUACCCCUAUGUUGAAUCCCUUAAUCUAUACUCUGAGAAAUGCAGAAAUGAAAAAUGCCAUGAGGAAGCUCUGGACCAAGAAAAUAAACUAA